CCCGGGCGCAGAGGAGAUGGCUCGCUGCCCUAGCGCCACCUGGAACUGGAGGUCUCGGGGCGUGGUCUUCAUAGCUGCCCAGAUCCUCCGCCUCAGUGCCCUGCUCUCUGAACUAAUGAACCAGACACAAGUGGCAGCGUGGACCUAUCAUAUCGGCACCAAGGCCUACCCGUGGGAUGCCUCCCGGAAAUUCUGCCAGAAGUACUUCACCGACCUGGUGGCCAUCCAGAAUAAAGAUGAAAUCGCUUACCUCAAUGACGUCAUUCCUUACUACAGCCAUUACUACUGGAUCGGGAUCCGGAAGAUCAAUAACAAAUGGACCUGGGUGGGAACCAAUAAGACGCUCACCCAGGAGGCUGAGAACUGGGCCGACCACGAGCCCAACAACAAGAAGAACAACCAGGACUGCGUGGAGAUUUACAUCAAGAGCCCGUCGGCCCCCGGCAGGUGGAAUGACGAGCCGUGCCUGAGGAGGAAGCGGCCGCUGUGCUACACAGCCUCCUGCCAGGACACGUCCUGCAGCCAGCACGGGGAGUGCGUGGAGACCAUCGGGAACUACACCUGCUCCUGCCACCCCGGGUUCUACGGACCAGAAUGUGAAUACGUGAGGGAGUGCGGGGGCCUGGAGCUCCCUUCGCGUGUGCUCAUGGACUGCAGCCACCCCCUGGGCAGCUUCUCUUUCAACUCCCGGUGCAGCUUCCACUGCGCCGAAGGCUACACGCUGGACGGGCCCCGCGAGCUGGAGUGCUUGGCCUCGGGAACCUGGACGAAUCAGCCCCCACAGUGUGUAGCCAUCGCGUGCGAGCCCCCGGAGGGCCCCGCCCACGGAAGCGUGGACUGCCCUCCGUCCUCGAGGGCAUUGCCGUACAACGCCACCUGCCGCUUCCGCUGUGCCGAGGGGUUCGAGCUGCACGGAGCGGACACAGUCCGGUGUGCCGACGAGGGACAGUGGACGGCGCCGGCCCCGCUCUGUCAAGCGCUGCAGUGCCAGGAUCUUCCGGCUCCAAACCAGGCCCGGGUGGAGUGUGUCCAUCCCUUUGGCGCCUCGAGGUACCAGUCCACCUGCAGCUUCGCCUGUGCCGAAGGCUUCCUCCUGGUCGGGGCACGCGAGCUCCGGUGCCUGGCCACCGGGUCCUGGAGCGCUGCACCCCCCGAGUGCCAAGCCAUCACCUGCACGCCUCUGCGAAGCCCACAGAAUGGAACGAUGACCUGUGUCAGCCCCCUGGGAGACUCCAGCUAUAGGUCCACAUGCCAGUUCACCUGCAACGAGGGGUUUUCUUUAUCUGGACCAGAAAGGCUGGAUUGCACCCCAUCUGGGCACUGGACAGCUUCCCCACCAACCUGUGCAGCCACCAGGUGUCCAGAAUUAUCCGCCCCAGAGCGGGGGAGCCUGGACUGCUCGGACACUCGCGGAGAGUUCGGUGUCGGCUCCACCUGCCGUUUCUCCUGCCGCGGGGGCUUUGAGCUGCAGGGGUCCGGCAGUGUGCAGUGCACAGCGUCUGGGAGAUGGACGGCCCCUCCGCCAACCUGCCAAGCCACCAGGUGUCCAGAAUUAUCCGCCCCAGAGCGGGGGAGCCUGGACUGCUCGGACACUCGCGGAGAAUUCGGUGUCGGCUCCACCUGCCGUUUCUCCUGCCGCGGGGGCUUUGAGCUGCAGGGGUCCGGCAGUGUGCAGUGCACAGCGUCUGGGAGAUGGACGGCCCCUCCGCCAACCUGCCAAGGUGCAGCGCCGGCGCCCCCUGCAGAGGUGCGCUGCCCAGCCCUCGUCGCCCCGGGGCAGGGAGACAUGUCCUGCAGACACCCUCUGGCAGCCUUUGGGUUGAAUAGCACCUGUCACUUUGAAUGCCACGCGGGGUUCGAGCUCCGGGGAGAGGCUGCUCUGCGGUGCGCUCGGUCGGGACGGUGGACAGCAGCGACCCCGGCGUGCAGAGCUGUGCAGUGCUCCGAGCUGCACAUGGCGGAGCCGGUGCUGAUGAACUGCUCCAGCCCUUGGGGCAACUUCAGCUACGGCGCCACCUGCACCUUCCACUGUCCGGAGGGCCGGGCGCUCAAUGGCUCGGCGGCGGCAGCCUGCGGACCGGACGGCCAGUGGUCAGCGGCCACGCCCACCUGCGACGCGGGGCCGCUGACCGUCCAGGAAGCGCUGACGUACUUGGGUGGAGCUGUGGCCUCCACAACAGGCUUGGUGAUGGGCGGCACGCUCCUGGCUCUGCUCAGGAGGCGGUGCAGACGGAAAGAUGAUGGGAAAGACCCUUUGAACCCUCACAGCCACCUGGGGACAUACGGAGUUUUUACAAAUGCUGCAUUUGACCCGAGCCCUUAAGAGACCUGCCCUCUCUUGGUCACCUCACUCCACCUCAGAGGAUGCUAUUGUUGAACAUCGGGCUUCCUGCGAGACUUGACGGACUGGAGCGCACCGCUGCAGUUUUCGGUAAAUGCGUGUGAAGGAAGGACGAGCCUUUCCUUUAGAUUAGCUCUGGACCAGAGCAGAAGAGACGGACUCCGCAUGCACCGCCCUUCCUGCCCCCUCUCCGGGCCGCGUGCUGCUGCAGGGUCCGCGGCUCUGCCGGCCAUCACUGGAAAUACUAACUAGCCAAAGCCCGGAGCCUCUGAGCCACCAGAGGACCAGACUGCGGGGAAAGAACGGCUCCUCAGCUGUGGACUGGAGGAAGGCUCCUGGACUUCUGGAAGGAGGCGGCGUCUCUGCCUGGAGGGGUUUCUGUAAGGCCUCCGGGCCCCCGGGGCGGUGUCUAUGACCCGCUUAGACCCCUGCUGCAGAGGCGUCCAGAGGCUGCAAACCACCGAGAACCAGGACAGGAAGGCACCUGUCACUGUGCUGGUCCCUCCAAGUCACUCUCCCCCAAAGAUCCAUAUUCAAAGGUGCAUUAAAAGGAUC
This is a messenger RNA of Eptesicus fuscus (big brown bat), 2896 nucleotides long. RefSeq names its product selectin P (gene SELP). NCBI's taxonomy places the organism in Eukaryota, Metazoa, Chordata, Mammalia, Chiroptera, Vespertilionidae. Bases 17 to 2323 code for a protein of 768 amino acids. The transcript has 16 exons. The record is from RefSeq and is a predicted model, not a curated record. Gene Ontology annotation, molecular function: sialic acid binding; calcium ion binding; oligosaccharide binding. Gene Ontology annotation, cellular component: external side of plasma membrane; membrane. Gene Ontology annotation, biological process: response to cytokine; leukocyte tethering or rolling; heterophilic cell-cell adhesion.